UAAGCUUCUUAUAUAAAUCAAAACUAACAAUCGAAAAUGCUCAAUUCGUUGAAAAAUCCAACAUUUUUCUUCUAUAAAUAAAAAGCAAAUGUUUUCAAAGUUAUUUUAUAGUUUCUUAUAAAUUAUAUUUCAAAUAAUGUCGUGAUAUAUUUGUUUUUAAUAUUCCCUCGACUUUAGGGAGGGUCAUAUGAAAAAAAAUAGAUUGUGUGUGCCUGUGUGUCUGCAUCGGGAUCAAAAGAACAUCAGGGUGAAAAAAAACAUCCAUUUAAAGUUCUUUCCUCCAAACGUUGACGAAAGUAAAUCGGGCUCGGGGAAUCCGAAUCUGAAGUUAAUUUUUUCAAAAUUUUGAAUUGAAUUUUUUAGGUCAAGGAAAGAGUUUAUUGAGAAAAUAACGAUAUUUUAUAAAAGUUGACGAAAGUAAAUCGGGUCGGGGAAUCCGAAUCUGAAGUCAGUUUCUUAAAAUUUUGAAUUGAGUUUUUAGGGUCAAAAAAAGGGUUUUUUGAGAAAAUAAUGAUACUUUAUGAAGGUUGACGAAAGUGGAUCAAGGUCGGAGAAUCCGAAUCUGAGGUCAGUUUCUCGAAAUUUUGAAUUGAAUUUUUUUGGGUUCUGGAGAAAAGGUUUUUUUGAGAAAAUAAAUUUUUUCUCGAGUGUAGGAAUGGUUAUAUGAAAUAAAAUAAGUUUUUGUCAUAGUGAAAGGUGAAACAUCAUAAAAAAGGUUGGCUAAGUAUUCGAUUCUCGUGCUUUUAAUUUUGAAUUUUCAACCAAUUCAAUUUUUCAGAAUGAAAAUUCAGUCAAUCCGACAUAUGUGAUAAGUUCUCCCUUAAUCAGCUGUUUCAUAACUGGGUGUCCAUGGAUGAGACUUGUAUACUUCUGUCUGAUACAGUCGAGAGUCAAGUGAGUCGAACCGACGAACUUUACUUGUAGAUAUUCUUGUAGAACUCGUUGUAUUCUAUCGAAACAUAUAAAAAUAUGACAAAAAAAUUUUUGCUCGGUUUCUCAAUCACUGUUGCUGCUUAUAUUAGUUUGCUCUAGUGUUUAAAUUUUAGUAUACUUUGUUGUUUUUUUCAGAUACUUUAUUCAAUCAUCUUAUUUAUUAGAUAGUUAAAUAACGAUGUUAUUGUAUUGUAACUUUCGAUGUUUCUUAUUAUACAUUAUAAUUGAACAAUUUAGCAUAGAAUAUGUAACAACAAGUUGGCCGUCAUCAAACUCUUCUAGCAUUCGUCUGCUAGGACUUUUUCGAUACAUACCAAACGCAUCUGACCCUACCAAUAUAUAUGCCCAUUCUUGGGCUAUGUUUAAGGCAGCAGUGUUGCUUUCUCAUCAAUAUAAUAUAACAAUCGAAGGAGAAUUCAUAGGAUGGCAAGCAGAGCAAACUACUGAUAAUAUAAUAGAUGCUCUGAACAUUGCGUGUCGUGCAGUAUCUGUUUCAAAUGUUGUUGGUAUCGUUGGUCCAACUGUAUCAAGAGACGUUCAUGUAAUUGCUCCUUUUGGUGAAAAAAUUGGUAUACCUGUUAUAUCACAUGCUGCAACUGAUCCUGAUUUAUCUGAUCAAAAUACUUAUCCUAAUUUUUAUCGUACAGUUGCUUCGGACUUUGCAGCUGCAGCAGCCCUUGCAAAACUAUUCAUUCGAUUUAAUUGGACAUCAUGUUCAAUAAUUUAUCAAAAUGAUGCAUUUGGAACCGGUGGAGCCAAAGCUAUAAGUGAAGCAUUUAUUAAAAGCGACUUAACAGUCAGUCAAAUGAUUAUAUUUGAUAUUGCUAUGCUUAGUACUCGUGGUGAUUUGAAAAGCCUUUUAACUAAUGCUGCAACACGAAUUGUUGUCUUAUGGGUUGAAUCAAUUUAUACACCUUUGAUUUUGCAAAAGGCUCUUGACUCUAAUGUAGUUGGUCCAUAUUUUACAUGGAUACUAAGCAGCAGUAUUUCAUUAAAUUCUUUCAAUCAAACAUUUUAUCCAAACUUAAU
Rotaria sp. Silwood1 is the source of this 1962-nucleotide messenger RNA. The record is from the annotation of a GenBank genome assembly. NCBI's taxonomy places the organism in Eukaryota, Metazoa, Rotifera, Eurotatoria, Philodinida, Philodinidae.